AUGGUAUGAUAGUAUUCUUAUAAUUUAGCCAUCAGCAUAAACUAUGAAAUUAAGAAAUAAGAUUAAUAGAAACAAUAUCAAUAAAUAAGGCAAGGUACCAAAAUCUUUGAUGGUAAAUAUUGAUAUUUAAUUAGAAAACUGAGGAAGCUGCAGCUAUGGGUCCUAUUCUUUUAGGAGUAUUUCUUUUUGUGGUUGUUGGAUCAGGUAAGACAUUCUUAUAUCUUUAUAGCCAUCUUCUAAAUUUUGAAUGUAUUAUCGAAUAGCAAUGAGCUGUGA
Messenger RNA from Paramecium pentaurelia, 276 nucleotides. The record is from the annotation of a GenBank genome assembly. NCBI's taxonomy places the organism in Eukaryota, Ciliophora, Oligohymenophorea, Peniculida, Parameciidae.